Zea mays is the source of this 2132-nucleotide messenger RNA. RefSeq names its product Putative MYB DNA-binding domain superfamily protein. The transcript is spliced from 6 exons. NCBI's taxonomy places the organism in Eukaryota, Viridiplantae, Streptophyta, Magnoliopsida, Poales, Poaceae. The record is from RefSeq and is a predicted model, not a curated record. Gene Ontology annotation, molecular function: DNA-binding transcription factor activity; DNA binding. Bases 287 to 1882 code for a protein of 531 amino acids.
CCCACCCCCUGUAGAAAAAUGUGUAUGAAAUGGAAUAUCACUGUUGAAACUAGUCAAUGUAGUGGAAUGCUUGCCCAUUUCCCCGUCCUUAUAUUUUAUUCCCACAUCAAGCUUGCUUAUUCUUCUUCCCCUCCCUAGUAUUAUUCUCAUCACGUUCGUGUCUUCUUUCCUCCAGGUUCCUACUCCCACCACACACCUCAUUCCAAUCCUAUGCUGGUGGUGUAGAGACAGACAGAGAGAGCCGGGAGAGAAAAGAGAAGAGGACCAAAUCUGAGAGGUGGAAGCCAUGGCAAAGGUGAAACAGAAGGUGGCAACGGAGGAUAUCCUUGAAGGAGAUGAUGAGAGAACAUCUUCGGAGAACAACUCUGUACCACCUGUGAUUCUCGACCUCAACGAGGGUUUCGGUGAGGGGAACGAGGCAGGGGAAGCCAGCGAUGAUGGUGACGACAACCAGGAGGAGGACGGUGACGACGGCGGCAGCACAAGUGAAGUUGCAGGCGGCAGGAAUUCAAGCAACAACAGCAGCACCAACCACACUUCCAUGAGCAACAAGGAUUAUGACAUGAAUAGCAGCAGUAAUGGUGAGGGCCGCGAAGAGAGAGAGCUAGCGGUGAGGCAGUACAACAGAUCCAAGCUUCCCCGGCUCCGGUGGACUCCGGACCUGCAUAUGGCAUUUGUCCACGCCGUGGAGAGGCUGGGCGGGCAAGAGAGAGCAACGCCAAAGCUGGUGCUUCAGACGAUGAACGUGAGGGGGAUCACCAUUGCUCAUGUAAAAAGUCACUUGCAGAUGUACAGGAGCAAGAAGCUGGACCAAGAGUCUGCUGGACACGAGAGAGCAGCAACCUCCUCCGUUUUCUCGCCCAUGGACUUCCACAUGAUGAGGACAGGGGACCAUCAUCGCUACCAUGACAUGUUCCUCCAUCGACCUGCAGCUGGCUCGGCCAUCUCUUCGCGGCUGCUCCACGGUGGGGAGUUCUUCGGGUCACGAAACGCCGCCGUCUCGCCGGAGGCCAGAAGGCUCUACGAGCUCCUCCAACGCCGGCAGCCUACCAUGCAAACGUUCGACUUCAAGGGCUACAGUAGUGGUAGUGGCCUCAGGGAUCAAGAGUGGAGUUUCAGCCAGCAUGCGGCGGCGGCGGCGGCAAGGGCUGGGGCCAUCAAUGGCCACGGCCCGACGAAAGGGCUCAUCCACGAUAUGGGUUUGAGAAAGAACAGCAGGCCGAUGUCCCAUUUGUUCGACGUGCGGGAUCGGGAUGCUAUCGCUUCCAACCGGACAUCGUCCGACGCCACGGGUGCUGCCAGCCAUGGCGUAACGAUCACCAGAAGCGCAGAUCGGAACGGCACCAGCUCAUCUUGGCCCCAGCCUAGGACAAUGUCGGCAGCUGCGUCCACGGCUCCUGCGUUGGGCAGUCACCACCUGCUGUCUAUGGGAAGAGGCUCCGCUAACUUAACAUCGUCGUCAGAUCACCCCGUGGUGACAAAUGAAGCCCUAGGCUCCCGGCUCCAGCUGCAGACGUUCCAGGAGCUAAACAAAGUAACCGGCGACAUGUGCGCUGGGACCAGAAAGACGAAGAGGAUGAAGACGCCAAUGGAGGGGAACAGUGGCACGCCGGACUUGCACCUAAGCUUGAGCCCCAACGACGACGACAUGGGAGGAGCUGCCGACAAGCAGAUCAAGAAGAUGAAGAUCCAAGGUAUCGGAUUAAGUGAACAGCAGGAGGUGGACGGCGAUAAGAUGCUGCCUCUCUCGCUCUCCCUGUCACUCCGGGGUGGCGAGGAUGCCAGGAGGUUAGAGGCAGCUACAGGCGGUAGCAGCGGCAACAAGGCCGCUCUGGGGCGGUGUACUUUGGAUCUGACCAUGUCGAUCAAGGCAACUGAGUGAGGAGAUAAGUUUCAUGGCCGUUCUGGGGGGUGAGUACUUUGGAUCUGACCAUGUCGAUCGAUCAAGGCAUUGGAGUGAGAUCUUUCAAGUACUUGUCCCCAAGGCCUUCCAAAACUUGCACACUGCACCAUGCGGUUAUAUUAAGUAAUAUGAGUGAUAGUUUAAGUUAACCUUGCAUGCGUCCAGACCAGACCACAUAUAAAUACAUAUCUAUAUAUAUGUUCAAUGAGAUGCACUUAUUGUUUUUCUA